UAGUCGCAGUAGUUGUACGUCGAGCAUUGGAAGUGUGAAAUUCUCAUUAGAAAAGUUGUCAUUUUGUUUUUGUUCAUCUCUGUUAUCGCCUUUUAUUUCAUAUACAUAGAUACCAAUAUUUCACAAUUCGAAUGAAAAAAAAUUCGACUAGUUCGAGUGCAUUUUAAAUUACUUUACCGUUUUUGUAGCCACAUCUUAUAUCGCACACAACAAUUUCUUCUUCUUUUUUUUAUUCAUUUUGUGUGUCAAUUUGAAUUGUUGUCGCAUUUUGACGCGUGAUAACUUUAAAAACAGUUUGAAUCGUAUUCACAACAUUCAACAAUAUAAAAUUGCAUUUCAAUUGGAUUUGGAUCGAAAAUGCAAAUACCGAGAAAUAUAAAGUCGGCAAAUGUGCCAUCGCAAGACGAUUUCCGAGGAGCUAUUGUUUCAUGUACACAAGUGUUAAAUGGUGAUGUUUAGUAUCUAAAAUGCACGAUUAUAAACUGAGACAAAAUGAACAUUUGAAAUUAGCGAACAAAUGCAAAAUAUUUAUAAACGAAACGAAUGCAUUCGGAGUUUCGACAAGGAUAUACUCGCUUUUCGUGUGAAUAAAUGAAAAAAAAAAUACAAAAGAAAAAAAACACUUUCAGUGACUAAAUAACAAAAGAAUCAACGGAAUAUAACAAAUUCAAAAGAAAGAAACAAACAAAAAAUUAGUUAUAAUGGCGAAUCCGCGAAAAUUCAGCGAAAAAAUCGCCCUGCACAAUCAAAAGCAGGCUGAGGAAACGGCUGCCUUUGAACGAAUUAUGCGAGAGGUAUCUGAUGCAACAUCAAAGGUGAUUUCACAAUCAAAAAAGAAUCUAGCUCCCGCAACAAAUUUAGGAACAUUUAAAGGUGGAUCAUUGCCAAAUGUAUCUGAACAAAAUCGAAAGCCACAAACGACAAAUGUUGAGGUUAUUGAUGCUGCAAAUAUUACUGGCAAAAAGCCGGAUGAAAAUACGUUGAUGCAGUUUGACUUAGGAGCUCAAAAUACAAUAAAUGAUGUAGUGUCACAGACAAAUAGCAGUAGUCAAAACACAACGCCAUACCGGGAAAGAGGUCGAAGUGUUGGAGUGGGGCCGAUGCGGCGGCCAGGUGAUAGAAAAAUUGACACAUCACCAUAUGGUAGUGGUGGAGUCUAUCUCAGCCCACCAAGUGACUCAAAUUGGAGACGAACUAGCUCUGACUCAGCCAUUCAUCAAAGCUUAAUGCAAAAUCAAGACAAUCAUCACAGUCAUGGAUCUCAUUCGCCAAUACCAACCAGUCCAGUUGCUCAACGACGUAUACCAAGUAGCAAUAUAGAUAUUAAAUCCUUUGCAAAUGAACAUGGCAAUAGCUUUGUGAUGAGCUUAAACGAUAAUCGGCCGAGAUCUUCAUGUGGUUUACCCGGCAGAUUACCUGGCAUAAACAUUUAUCCAUCGGCUCAUGAUAAUACAGUGCAAAUACCGAUCGGAAAUAAUACAGGAUCGUUGCCAGACUUAACAUCCGUACACUUUCCGUCACCGUUGCAUACACCACUCGACCAAGAGCAUGAUCAUUCAAGCAGUCCGUACAGUUCGAGUCCAGUUACAACAUCACCAGCAACAUUAUCUCCGACGUCCAUACCUACAAGACAUCCUACCGCUAGAUUUCCCUACUCCCCGGUUAAUUCUCCCGGUGAGGUAGUCAGUCCAACACAUUCACAUGGUACUAGUCAACAUUUUUUAUCUGUGCCCGGUAGCAAAUUUCUUCAAAAUAUUAAGGGUAACACAGCGGAUAGCAAUUCAUAUCAGACGUCUCAAAGUGGUCAAAAUUCAUUCGGCAAUGUGGGUCAGCAGCAGUCACCUCGACAGCAACAGCCACAGCAACAUCAACAACAGCAGCAACAACAACAACAACAACAGCAGCAGCAGCAGCAGCAGCAACAACAGCAACAACAACAGCAACAGCAGCAGCAACAGACAAAUAUUUAUAACCAACAAAACCAGCACAGUCCACCGAAUAAUGUCUUACACGGUUCCCAAAGCAACUUAGCAUCACUGACACAAUCAAAUUUAUCUGGUUACCGAAGUCCGGGACGACCAAGCCCAGGAUCUAGUCCUGGUCUAGUAGCAAUGCCAAACAGCGGUGAUUCAAACACAAGUGCGCCUUGCAGUCCAGCAUCUCAACCACUUGGAAAUAAUGGGCAAUACGACCAAUUUCAAACGACUGAAUAUUAUCUCAAUCCAUCGAUUCAGCAACAUUUUGAACAAUUUUCACUGGAUUGGGCGGCACUUGUAAACACAUUGGUUGAAUCUGGUUGUACGUGGACUGCACAAGUUCAGGUUGAUAAUCCCAUACCUGAUUACUCAGCAUCGUCGCCGUUAAACCAGCCGUACUCACCGUACGAUGAUGGAAGUUUUAUACCUGUAUCUGGCCUAGACACAAUACAAUCAAAUCAGAUGCAAAUAUCAUCGUCAAUGGGCCUUUCAAAUCCGAAUAUUAAUCUAAAUUCAACAACAAUGGCGAAUGAUGGAACAAAUCAUGUCAAUCAAUCGAAUCAAACGCACUUACAACAACCUCUACACUCGCCGACGUCGCCUCAACAUCAACAAUCAUCGCAAAAUCAUCAAGCGUCAAAUUCACAUCAUCAACAGAUGACACAGAAUUCGCAGACUCAGCAUGGCGCACAAACGCCGAACACACCAACAAGUAUACCCGAAAUUAUAUUCACGGACUUUUCGGGAUCUAAUGAAUUGACAAAAGACUUAUUCGAUCAACCAAUUGAAUUGGAAUUAGGUGCAAUGGAUUUCGCUGGAUUUCAAAUGUUAUCGGAUCCGAAUGCAACAAUGAUUGCAGAUCCAACUAUCGAAGAUAGCUUUAGGAGAGAUUUAAAUUAAGUUUAAUGUGAAAUGCCAUUAUGUUUCUUUUUUUGUUUUUGGUUCUCACUGGCACCGGUGAUGUUCGGCGGGACAAAUAAUCUACCUCAAAAGUGCAACAAAAAAAAAUUAAAUAAACGUAAAAUAAAUAUAGUUUCAUUUCCAUAGCAUGCCUAAUGCUCUGCGAUGUAGCUUCUUUUCCUGACGAACACACAAGUUGACCGUGUAGAUAAGUUAUGACUUUUUUUUUGUUAAAAUACAAAUUGAAGAAAAAGAGAGGAAAAACAACAACAAAAUAUAUGAAAAGCAAAGAAAUUAAGAAAAUUUAUCAUAAAAAUAAUUCUAUUAAAUCACAAACGACACACCGAAUAUGUGAAGUUUGAAGAAAAAAUUAUUACAUUUUUUUGUUUGUAAAUAAAGGGAAAACGAGAAAAUUUUUGAAUCGAAAAUUGACAUACAGAAUAUACAGUAUUUAAAAAAAAAUAUAUAUUAUAUCGAUUGGAUAGAAAAUGAGUAAAUACAAUUUUAACAAAAAAAAAAUCGACGGAUAAAAGUGUUUUUGUUGACCGCGUCCACUUGAGUCAGUGAAAAAUAAAUAAUAAUCGCCGAUACGAAUGAGAACAUUUCAUUGUCGUUUUGAGAGCAAAUUAAAAGAAAUACACACACAUAGAACAAACAAAUUAGGUAAAAUAAAUUAGUGCGAAAAAGAUCCGUUCGGAAGUAAGAAUCGAAAAAAAAAAACACUUUUAAGUGAAUAUGAACGCGUUACAUUUUUCAAUGACUAUUGUGAAUAAUUCCGUCCAACAUCCAAUUAUAAAUCGUAUUUUAUAAUUUAAAUAAAUGCGUUUGAUUCCGUGAAUGAUUUACUCCCCCAAACAAAAAACAAAACAAACGUGUUUAUUAACGGCCAUUGCGGAUUUCAUUUUUCUACUUCAGUCAAAAUCAUUAUUAUUGCUUUUUUUCUGGUUUUAAAUUAGUGAAAAACGGUCUUGAUCAUAAUUUAUUGUCAAUUCAAAAGGAUAUUUCAAUUUUAAGGAAAAAAAAAAACACUUUUUCGAUGGACGAAUAAUUGAAUUCGCACACAUUACUUAUGGAUUCUCUGACUCGAUUAGGAUUAGGGACAAUUUCGAAUAACACUAUUUCAUUGAAUUCAGUGAAAAAGAAAUUUUUAAAUAAUAAACAAAAAGACACAAAUUAAAAUCCAACUUUACAACCAAUUUCUCUUCGUAUUUAAUGAAACAAACAAACAAACUACAUUUCAUUUCUGUAAAUUUUCUUUGUUUUUGAAAUAUCAUCAUGUCAAAUGAAAUAAUAUGUAAUUCAUCAUGGAUAAAAAAAUUUAAUAAUCGUAAAAUUUAUGUAUGCAAAAAAAAUAUGUGGAACUUAAAUGUGAAUGGACUAAUACAAUACUGCAACCGUCGAGAGAUAAUUAUGUGGUGCCGUUGAUUGUCGUAUGCUGACGAACUUGUUAAACAAACAAAAAAUAUUAAUCAUACAUUGUCGUAUAUGAAUGUAGAUCGAUGUGAACCAAUCUUUUCUUUCUACUCUUUAUGAAAGUAACAAAAAAAAAAAAAAAGAAAACAAAUAGCGAUGACCACAGAAAAAAGAAAUAACAAGUUUUUUUUUUGUUGUCAAUAAAAAUGUAAGUAACUUUUGAAUAUCAGUGAACAAUUGUCUCAAACGCUAUUAUAUUAUCAAUCUCAUUCGCAUUCUGAGACUGAAUUUAAUAAUAAUAGAAAUAUCAACCACAAAAAAUGUGCAUGAAACAACCAAUUUGAUUCAAUUCUCUCUUUUUUUUCUAAAGAAAAAAGAAUAAUUUAUAAUUACGAUAGUAAUAGUGAAAAGUUGUGUAUAAAUGUCAAUCACACACAAAUUUUAUAACAUUCUGCACAAAAAAAAAAUUUGUUUAUGUAAUAAUGGAAAGUGGACAAAAUAUUUACAAAUAAAUAUUUAACGAGAGCAAAAUGAAAAGGUACGCUUUCGACUGCAAGUGACCGUAUAUACAAAACCAAAAACACAUCACAUUACAAAUAUAACAAGUGUCAAAACUCACA
This is a messenger RNA of Contarinia nasturtii (swede midge), 4909 nucleotides long. It is a transcript of the gene Crtc, whose product is annotated as CREB-regulated transcription coactivator 1. The record is from RefSeq and is a predicted model, not a curated record. Gene Ontology annotation, biological process: protein homotetramerization; positive regulation of transcription by RNA polymerase II. Bases 702 to 2876 code for a protein of 724 amino acids. Gene Ontology annotation, cellular component: cytoplasm; nucleus. NCBI's taxonomy places the organism in Eukaryota, Metazoa, Arthropoda, Insecta, Diptera, Cecidomyiidae. The transcript has 16 exons. Gene Ontology annotation, molecular function: cAMP response element binding protein binding.